Triplophysa dalaica is the source of this 1686-nucleotide messenger RNA. It is a transcript of the gene dctpp1, whose product is annotated as dCTP pyrophosphatase 1. The record is from RefSeq and is a predicted model, not a curated record. The coding region runs from base 125 to 619 and encodes 164 amino acids. Gene Ontology annotation, molecular function: nucleoside triphosphate diphosphatase activity. The transcript has a single exon. Gene Ontology annotation, biological process: nucleoside triphosphate catabolic process. NCBI's taxonomy places the organism in Eukaryota, Metazoa, Chordata, Actinopteri, Cypriniformes, Nemacheilidae.
AUGACGUCGUUCAGCAUCAAGAAAUUCACGUGAAGUUGGUGGCGGGAGAUUCACGCAUGGUCCUGCUCAUGAUCUAACUUUUUCACUUUUCUGUUUUUGGUUAACAGUUUUCGCGUCUGGUAUAAUGGCGAUGCAACAAAACGGGUCCGCGUCCGACAUCCACAAACGCAACGAUAGAAGCGCCAGCAAUCACCCGAUAACUACAAACGGUAAUGAAGAAGUUGAGCAUCAACAGACUGGACGGUUCACGUUUAGCGCCGAACCCACUCUUGAGGACAUUCGUCGCAUGCAAGCAGAAUUCACAGACGAGAGGAAUUGGAACCAGUUCCAUCAGCCGCGGAAUCUGCUUCUGGCGCUGGUUGGAGAGGUCGGGGAGGUAUCGGAGCUGUUCCAGUGGCGCGGGGAGGUGGUGGAGGGACUGCCGGACUGGACGGAGCCUGAGCGGGAGCACCUCGCUCAGGAGCUUAGUGAUGUUUUGAUUUAUCUGGUUGAACUUGCCGAGAAAUGCAACGUUGAUUUACCCCGUGCAGUUCUGGGUAAAAUGGCCCUCAACAGACUCAAGUACCCAGCCAACAAAGUUCAUGGAUCAGCCAAGAAGUACACAGAGUAUAAGGACUGACGUGAUUUAUUUCAGUGCAGUCGCCAAAGACCUGCGUUUAAACUGAACAAGUCUUUUUGAGUGAUGGUGAGGUACUAUGUGCCUUAAAAGAGUUUUAAAGAAGUUCACUGUGCUCUCAAAGCUACUGAUUUUAUUCAAUUUAACCUUAAGUAAUAGGAACUGAUACCCUGGUCAAGAGGUUUUACGUUGAUGUUUUUUAUUCUAAUUCUGUUUAAAACCAAUUUACAUAUUUUUUCAUCAAUCCUAUUCAUGUAUUGUAUGAUGGCAAACAAAGUUUCAAUAUAGUUAUUUUAUGCUGUAUAGUUUUUUGCUUUGACAAAGUAAAAUGUUUUACAGCAUGUGGUGUUUGUGUAACUUUACUUUAGAAGAAAAUUAGUAUUCUUAAAAUACAUUUGCAUAUAGUUUUUACACCUGUCUUACUUACUCUCUUGUUGUUCCAAACCUGUACGUUUUAUUUGUUUAGUUGAACACAGAAAGAUAUUUGGACAAAUGCUUAUAGCCAAGCGGUCAGUGGACCCCAUUUACUACCAUAGUAUGAAUACUUACAAUGGUUUGGUAAAAGUGCCCCAGAACUGCUUUCUGUCCUACAUGCUUCAAAAUGAUGACUUAAUUUUUCUUUUUGGGUGUGCUGUCCUCAAAACAAAGUGGAGCAGACUCAACCGAGCAAUACAUUUCACUCAGGAAAAGGCACAAAAUGUGCACACACACUUUUAGCUUAAAGAAAAGUUUUAACUAGUCAGGAUUUCAUCAGGCACUGACCAGUUUAAAUGUUGCAUUUGAAUAAGGGUGCACCGAAAUAAAAAAUUAUUGGCCGACGCUGAAUAAAAAUGAAACUCUUCCCAAUGGCCGAACACAGUACAUGGCAUUUCCUAUUUCUACAGCAAAUUUAUUCACUAUUGUGUAAACUGAAUGUUAAAAAUGUGCUUUUUAUGUUUUGUCAUGCUUCUCAGUAUAAUACAAUAUAACAUAAAAAAGAGCAAAACAAGUAUGCUAAAUUAGAACCAAAAAUUUAGCCCUCUCCCUUCUUGAAUAUCCUAUAUUAGGCCUAUAACAAACAAGACUGCUGA